Messenger RNA from Cyphomyrmex costatus, 2154 nucleotides. It is a transcript of the gene Kap-alpha1, whose product is annotated as karyopherin alpha1. The transcript has 10 exons. Gene Ontology annotation, biological process: cellular response to oxidative stress; protein import into nucleus. The record is from RefSeq and is a predicted model, not a curated record. The coding region runs from base 1 to 2016 and encodes 671 amino acids. Gene Ontology annotation, cellular component: cytoplasm. NCBI's taxonomy places the organism in Eukaryota, Metazoa, Arthropoda, Insecta, Hymenoptera, Formicidae. Gene Ontology annotation, molecular function: thioredoxin peroxidase activity; nuclear import signal receptor activity; protein binding.
AUGAUUUUCAAGGUUGGAAACAAAUUACCCAGCGUGGAUCUUUUUGAGAACACGCCAGCAGAUAAGGUGAAUCUAGCAGAGACUGCAGCUCAGAAGAAAAUCAUAGUGUUUGGUGUGCCAGGUGCAUUUACUCCUGGUUGCUCAAAAACUCAUUUGCCUGGUUAUAUCGUAAAGGCAGAUGAAUUAAAGUCCAAAGGAAUUUCUGAAAUCUUUUGUAUCAGUGUUAAUGACCCAUUUGUUAUGGCAGCUUGGGGAAAAGAACAUGGUGCAGCAGGAAAAGUACGAAUGCUAGCUGAUCCUAAAGCAGAGUUCACAGAAGCUGUAGAUCUUGCUGUAGAUUUAUCAGUCUUGGGAGGCAAACGCAGCAAACGUUAUUCUAUGGUGAUUGACGAUGGAAUUGUAAAGGAGAUUAAUAUGUCAACUGGACCUACACAUAAACAUCGUUACAAAAAUGUAGGAUUAGAUUCACAAGAACUGCGAAGACGCAGAGAAGAAGAGGGAGUCCAAUUAAGAAAACAGAAACGUGAGCAGCAAUUAUCAAAACGUCGCAAUGUCCCAAACAUUGUUGCAGAUGAUGAUAAUGUUACGUCUACAGACGAAUAUUCACUUUCUAUCGGUACAGCAGAAUCGUCUCCUGGUAUUAUAACAUCUGAAAUGGUAGAUGCAUUAUAUAGUCCUAACAUACAAGAUCAAUUGGCAGCUACGCAGAAAUUUAGAAAAUUAUUAUCGAGAGAGCCAAAUCCUCCUAUAGAUGAGGUGAUACAGACAGGAAUUGUACCACAAUUUGUUGAAUUCCUUAAAAAUAAUACAAAUUGCACUCUGCAGUUUGAAGCAGCAUGGGCUCUAACAAAUAUAGCAAGCGGUACAUCUCAACAAACACGUAUUGUGAUAGAUGCAGGAGCUGUUCCUACUUUCAUAUCCUUACUUGGCUCUGAAUAUGAAGAUGUGCAGGAACAAGCUGUAUGGGCAUUGGGCAAUAUUGCAGGCGAUAGUCCCGAAUGUAGAGAUCAUGUCUUAGCCAAUGGUAUCCUCACACCACUUCUGCAACUAUUAUCAAAGACAACACGACUUUCUAUGACUCGCAAUGCGGUAUGGGCAUUAUCAAAUCUCUGUCGAGGAAAAAAUCCAGCACCAGCUUUUGCAAAGGUUGUACCAUGUUUACCGGUGUUGGCACAUCUUCUCAAUCAUACUGACUAUGAUGUACUCGCUGAUGCUUGUUGGGCUCUUUCUUACUUGAGCGAUGGCCCAAAUGAUAAAAUACAAGCUGUUAUUGAUGCUGGCGUUUGUAGACGUCUCGUAGAACUUCUCAUGCAUGAACAAGAUAAUGUAAUAAGUGCGGCUCUUCGUGCUGUAGGAAAUAUAGUUACUGGAGAUGAUGCGCAAACGCAAGUUGUAUUAAAUUGCUCGGCAUUACCUUGUCUAUUACAUCUUUUAAGUUCGCCACGGGAAAGUGUUCGUAAAGAGGCUUGUUGGACAGUCUCUAAUAUUACUGCCGGUAAUCCCCUACAAAUACAAGCGGUGAUUGAUGCUAAUAUCUUUCCGGUUUUAAUCGAAAUUUUAAGUAAAGCUGAAUUUAAGACACGUAAAGAAGCUGCAUGGGCAAUUACAAAUGCUACUAGUGGUGGAACAGCUGAUCAAAUUCGAUAUCUAGCAGUGCAAGGAUGUAUUCCGCCGCUCUGCGACUUGCUUACUGUUAUGGAUAUCAAGAUUGUUCAAGUCGCUUUGAAUGGUAUAGAAAAUAUUUUACGCCUGGGAGAACAAGAUGCAUCUAUGCAUAAUGGUCUCAAUCCUUAUGCAGUUCUUAUCGAAGAAUGUUAUGGCCUAGAUAAGAUAGAAUUCUUGCAAUCGCACCAAAAUAUGGAUAUUUAUCAAAAGGCCUUUGAUAUUAUCGAACGAUACUUUGGGUCUGAGGAAGAAGAUACCCGACUUGUACCUUCAAUCGAUUCACAAGGCCAAGAAUACCAGUUCACCGCACCAGAUUCUUCCCAAUUACCAGUGCAAGGCUAUGAAUUCUAAUCAUCUGUUUUUAAAUUUCUCAAUACAACUCUGUUUCAUUAAACGUUAACAUUAUUCUUUCUACAAGGAUUUAUAAUAUUCUAAAAAUUUUAGUAGGGGAGAUCGCGCAUGGGGCUAUCAGUCUACGGGAGCUAGGUA